This is a messenger RNA of Huiozyma naganishii CBS 8797, 1671 nucleotides long. RefSeq names its product bifunctional hydroxyethylthiazole kinase/thiamine-phosphate diphosphorylase (gene THI6). Gene Ontology annotation, cellular component: cytoplasm. Gene Ontology annotation, biological process: thiamine biosynthetic process. Bases 1 to 1671 code for a protein of 556 amino acids. The transcript has a single exon. Gene Ontology annotation, molecular function: ATP binding; magnesium ion binding; hydroxyethylthiazole kinase activity. The record is from RefSeq and is a predicted model, not a curated record. NCBI's taxonomy places the organism in Eukaryota, Fungi, Ascomycota, Saccharomycetes, Saccharomycetales, Saccharomycetaceae.
AUGUACAGCUCCAACGAAAUUAAGCUGGAUACGAAGGAGAAGGUUUCCAAGAAAGAUGUCGACUAUUCGCUCUAUUUAGUGACAGACUCAACAAUGCUGCCCGAGGGCACGACGUUGAGUUCUCAAGUGCUGGCUGGUUUACGGAAUGGUGUUACGCUGGUUCAAUUGCGUGAAAAGGAUACAGACACCAAAACGUUUAUUGCGGAGGCUAUGGAAGUUAAGAAACUCUGCGACCAGUUCAGAGUCCCACUAAUUAUAAACGAUCGUGUAGAUGUGGCAUUGGCAAUUGAUGCCGAUGGUGUGCAUGUCGGUCAAGAUGAUAUGCCAAUUCCAAUGGUCAGAAAACUCCUGGGUCCGGACAAAAUCCUCGGUUGGUCCGUCGGGAAGGUGUCUGAAGUGGAAACUUUGGCAGAAUGGGGGCCAGACAUGAUCGAUUACAUUGGUAUCGGCAUGGUCUUCCCAACGAAGACGAAGAAAAACCCUAAAAAGUCGCCAAUGGGACCACAAGGUGUUUGCAGAAUUCUGGAUGCAUUAGAGACCAACGGCGCCGAUUGGUGCAGAACAGUAGCCAUAGGUGGGUUACACCCAGAUUGUAUUGAAAGAGUUCUAUUGCAGUGUGGGUCUCUUAACGGUAAGAGAUCCAUUGAUGGGAUUUCUCUUGUUAGCGACAUCAUGGCCUCGCCUGAUGCAGCGAGGUCUACUAGGAUUCUUCGAGAACUAAUUUUGAAGAACUACUACAACUACGUUGAUGUCCAACUAAAAAAGAGCGCCGCGGCCAUAAACGUUAAAUCCGUGCUCAACCAAGUGACAAAGAACCGUCCCCUAGUUCAGCAUAUGACGAAUAAAGUUCAUCAGAACUUUGGUGCGAAUGUCACUCUCGCUUUGAAUGGGUCUCCAAUUAUGUCCGAAAUUCAAUCUGAGGCAAGAGAUCUCGCUCAAAUUCCAAACGCUAGUUUGUUGGUAAAUACCGGAUCGGUGGCUCCGAUAGAAACGGUCAAGACAGCGAUCGAGGCUUACAACGAAUUCAAAAGGCCAAUUGUUUUUGACCCAGUUGGCUAUUCUGCUACAGAGACAAGGCAUGUUUUGAACGACACAUUGUUGACUUAUGGGCAAUUCUCGUGUAUUAAGGGUAAUUCUAGUGAAAUAUUGUCCUUGGCUCGGUUUAGUACUUCUAAAAUGAAAGGUGUUGAUGCUGGAAACACAGAUGUAGACAGCUCUUUGCUGCUUUCUGCCACGCAAACUGUUGCGUACAAGUUUAAGACCAUCUGUGUAUGUACUGGUGAACUCGACUUUAUCGCGGAUGGUACUUUUGGGGGCGAAUACGCACUGUCUAAAGGUACGGAAGGUUACGAUGCUAAAUCCAUUCCUUACAUCGUUGUGAAAAAUGGUAGUAUACCGAUUAUGGGGGAGAUCACAGCUAGUGGCUGCUCUUUGGGCUCUACCAUAGCUUGCCUACUAGGGGGGUUGGAUACGGAGGGAAGCGCGUUUGAUGCUGUUGUAUCUGCAGUACUACUUUUCAAGUCGGCUGGGAAAUUGGCUUCCCUGAAGUGUAAGGGUAGUGGGAGUUUCCAUGUUGAACUAAUUGAUGCGCUGUACCAGUUAGUUCGAGAAAACAAACCUGAAACAUGGACCGCCCAGUUGACAAAGGAGUACGAGGGCUUCAUCGAAUAG